Molecule: messenger RNA, 3363 nt
Organism: Trichechus manatus latirostris (Florida manatee)
Lineage: Eukaryota; Metazoa; Chordata; Mammalia; Sirenia; Trichechidae
Gene: CNIH1
Product: cornichon family AMPA receptor auxiliary protein 1
Exons: 5
Coding region: 100-534 (144 amino acids)
Biological process (GO): endoplasmic reticulum to Golgi vesicle-mediated transport
Cellular component (GO): COPII-coated ER to Golgi transport vesicle; endoplasmic reticulum membrane
Source: RefSeq, a predicted model, not a curated record
GUGGCUGUGGCCGGGGGAAGUGAAUGGUUUUACCCAGAGGGCCCUGCGCAGCCUUUCUCCGCUGCCACCGGCGCUGCUCGCUGCGCUUCCUCCCCGGCCAUGGCGUUCACGUUCUCGGCCUUCUGCUACAUGCUGGCGCUGCUGCUCACUGCCGCGCUUAUCUUUUUCGCCAUCUGGCACAUUAUAGCGUUUGAUGAACUGAAGACUGAUUACAAGAAUCCUAUAGACCAGUGUAAUACCCUGAAUCCUCUUGUACUUCCAGAGUACCUCAUCCAUGCCUUCUUCUGUGUCAUGUUUCUUUGUGCAGCAGAGUGGCUUACACUGGGUCUCAAUAUGCCCCUCUUGGCAUAUCAUAUUUGGAGGUAUAUGAGUAGACCAGUGAUGAGCGGACCAGGACUCUAUGACCCCACAACCAUCAUGAAUGCAGAUAUUCUAGCAUAUUGUCAGAAAGAAGGAUGGUGCAAAUUAGCUUUUUAUCUCCUAGCAUUUUUUUACUACCUAUACGGCAUGAUCUAUGUUUUGGUGAGCUCUUAGAACAACACACAGAAGAAUUGGUCCAGUUAAGUGCAUGCAGAAGCCACCAAAUGAAGGGAUUCUAUCCAGCGAGAUCCUGUUUCCAAGAGUAGCCUAUGGAAUCUGAUCAAUUACUUUAAAAAAUGACUCCUUAUUUUUUAAAUGUUUCCACAUUUUUUGCUUGUGGAAAGACUGUUUUCAUAUGUUAUACUCGGAUAAAGAAUUUAAAUGGAAUUACGUAUAAAUUAACAUAAAAUGAUUACCUCUGGUGUUGCCAGGUUUGAACUUGCACUCCUUAAGGAACAGCCAUAACCCUCUGAAUGAUUGCAUUAAUUACUGACUGUCCUUAGUCCAUUGGCAGCUUUUGUGUAUAGGAACUUGUAGGGCUCGUUGUGGUUUUAUUGAAAUGCCCAUCUAAUUAUAAAUUAGCUGUAGAUAUCAGGUGGUUUUGACGAACUGAAAACGUUUGUCUGACCAGUGGGAAACUUUAUGGGUUUCCUUGUCUAUCAUGUAGAUGAUUAUAUAUGGAUACCUUUACAAAAUAAGAAGAAUGGGAUUUUUUUCUCCUUUGACUUGAAUAUUAUCCCUGUAUAUUGCAUGAAUGAGAGAUUUCCCAUAUUUCCAUCAGAGUAAUAUACUUGCUUUAAUUCUUAAGCAUAAGUGAACAUGAUAUAAAAAUAUAUACUAAUUGUGAAGGAUGCAUUUAAAGCUAUUUUAAAUGUGUUUUUAUUUGUAAGACUACUUAUUAAGAAAUCGGUUAUUAUACUGUUCUAAUCUGGUGGCAAAAGUAUUCUUAAGAAUUUGCAAGUACCUUAGAUUUUCAGAACUGAAUGAGAGAGAACAUUGUAUAACCACCCUGCUGUUCCUUUAGUGCAGUACAAUAAAACUCUGAAAUUAAGACUUAUUUUCAGUGCAUUGUUUUAAAGAUUACAAAUAGCUAUUUCUUAACUUGCUUAAUUUGUAAUAAAGACAUAUUACUGUCAAUUUUUUAAAAAAAUAGUAGAGUAUUACAUUGUGGUUUUUCUUAAAAAUACCAUGCCUGGAUUUAAAAAGGAAGAUUUUUAAAUGGCCACGCAUGUUACUUCUGCUGUCAUUUGAGAGAGAUAUUUUAUUGACAAGAUUCAUAAGUGUUGAUGUCACAGCACCAUCAUUUCUCUUACCAGUUUAAAAAAUCGUGGCACUUAAGUGUUUUAAAUACCUUGUUUUCCUUUCUGAAACAGCAGGUUUAAGGUAAAAUCACUUACAACCUUGUUUGAGUUUUUGCUGCUUCUUGAAAGGCAGGGAAAUUAUGGCAUGCAUGUUUUCAUAAGUAUCCUUGUGCUUCUAUUUGGCAUGAGGUAGUUUAAGGCAAUUGAAAAUAGUGUAAGUGGUUCAGAAAUUUCUUGAACGAUAUAUAGAAACUUCACAUAAUGAUCAAGGGAGUUUAUGGAAGUUUUACUGUAAGAACUCUUUGAGUUAGAUGCUGUUUUAUUCUCUAGUAGUGAAAAAUGCUUUGAAAUAAUGCUUCGUCACCUUUGAGAGAGUAGCUCUUACUGUUGUGGAUGGGGCGUAGGGGUGCGUGUGUUGAAGAAGAGGAUGUAGAACCAGAAGAAUGAGGAGAGAGAAACCAUUUCAUAGCAAGGAAUGCUUUAAAGAGUGUUGUGUUUUAUAUUUAUAGUCUGGAGAACACCUAGAAGGAUCUGUUCCCUAGUCCGUGCAGUAAAUUAUUUAUUGAGUACUUGCUUCGUGACAGCGUUGUGCUAGCUAGGCACUAGAGAUUCAUGCGCUGAGUAUGAGCAGUCAUUCAGUUUCUAAUCUACCUAAUUAUAUUAGCAACACUCCUCAUUUUUCUUGUUCACAGGUACUUCUGAUCAUGAGAGAGCUGGCCAAGUCUUCCAUAAUUCAGAUAUGUAGGUUUCCUGGGGCUGCUGCUUUAGUAUUCCGGUCAAAGUGUUUUCAGGAAUGCUUGCUCUCUCAGCAAACAUUGCUUCCUUUUAAAAGUUUUAACAGAACCAACCCCGUUGCCGUCGAAUUGAUUCCGACUCAUAGUGACCGGAUAGGACAGAGUGGAUCUGCCCCAUGGAGUUUCCAAGGAGCGCCUGGGGGAUUUGACCUGCCGACCUUUUGGUUAGCAGCUGUAGCUCUUAACAUCCUUUUAAUUACCUAUUCUAGAAUAUUCCCUAGGAUUAAUGUAAAGUUUACUGGUCACAAUUUGUGGAAGCCAUCUUAAAAUCAAGCUUCAAAAAUUAGAUAUGUAGUCCUCAGUUGGUUCCUCAAAGAUGAAGGACAGUGAGGUUCACCUGUCUCAGUGGUAGGUGUUAGUUCCUAGGCACGUAACUGAUUAGAAGAUUGAGUACCUGGGUACUCUUGUAAUAUCGAUCCACUUUUGCCUUUUCCAGUGUUUUGUGAAUUAGAUUACUUAACAAAGAGAAAGCAGAAGCAAAAUACUUUGGUUAGACAGUAUCCCACUGGCUCUUUUCCUUGCUCUGCAUUUACUUUGUUGCUCCAUUAAUCUGUUUUGGAUGGCAUAGCUUAACUUCUGUUAUUUCUGCAGGUUCAUCUGAGGCAUAAUUAGCUGAGAUCUUAAUCCCUUCCAGUUUAUAUCAGACUGUUUCCUGUGUAGCCACAGCUCUUUAUUUAGGUACUCUUUUCCUUGUUACAGUUACUUUUGAUAUUACAUGUUUUGACCCAUCUUUAAGAGCUUUCCAACAACCCUCAGAAACCAUUUCCCCCAUUUGUGCCCAUUCUCUUGCAUAUGGCGUAUCACACUGUGGUUUUAUCUACAUACCAACAACUCUUUGUUGCUGUGGGUACUACAGAGUAUCUUGAAUUAAACAAUUUAUAUAACUUUUUUUUUUUUUAAGCAGUUAU